Teleopsis dalmanni is the source of this 652-nucleotide messenger RNA. RefSeq lists its product as uncharacterized. The transcript is spliced from 4 exons. The record is from RefSeq and is a predicted model, not a curated record. NCBI's taxonomy places the organism in Eukaryota, Metazoa, Arthropoda, Insecta, Diptera, Diopsidae. The coding region runs from base 1 to 465 and encodes 154 amino acids.
AUGAGUGAAAUUAAAACUACAGUUACCUAUGAUCCGGAACUUACUGCACAAGUGAAAGAAGCACUGCGGAUACAGGCGGAACAACGUAUUAUAGCUCAACAACAGAAGAUAUUGGAGAAUCAACCUUUUGUGCAGGACGGUCAGCCUUUGAUGCCGAAGAAUUAUGACCCCUUUUACAGUCCGAUUUUGUUGAAAAUCGACAAAAUAGUUGAACAGCUUGGAGUGACCGAUGACCUGUGCAAGGAACGUUUAGUUUGCAGCAUGUACAAGGAUCCGGAUCGUUACAGUCCGCACAGUAACUUCGUUUCAGCAGAACUGAGUCGCGAUUCUAAUGAAUUGGAGCCAGUGACUAAGACAAACGAGGCAGUGAUCCGCUUCUAUCGGCUAAUACAAGCUGCACGCGAUGGUCAGGAUCAAAGAGAUUGUCUACGCCUAUAUCCGCAAUGUAACAUAAAUACGAAGUGAAAAAGGAUGUUUCCAUUAUAAAUGAAUUAAGCAGUAAAAGCCAAAUUAACGAACUGAGCAAUCAAAUCAUCUGCAGAAAGUCAGAAAGUCAAAAAGUUAAGCGAAACAAAAUUUUGCUUUAAUCUAUGAAAAUUUCUGGUAAAAUCAGUGUAAAUUUUUUUUUACCAGAAAUCGAAGUCAUUUUAUU